ACCCAUUCACCAAAAACCGAAAAAGAAUAGAAAAGGAAAAAAAAUAAAAAAAGAAGACCUUUCUCCUUGUAGACUCCUAGUGGUGCUUCCGCUGAUCUUCCCUUCAUUGCCCUUGCCAUUCUCUUCUUGUCUCUACAAUUCCUACAAUUCCCGCCUGUGCAUUACAUUCAUUGGAAAUAGAAAAAAGAAAAGAAAAAGAAGAGUUGGUAUUUUUCAUCCAUGACUGUGAUGACUCCUGCUUCUAUUGAACGAGAGGACGAGGAGAUGCUGGUUCCCCACACAGAUUUGGCCGACGGCCAUCAACCUAUGGAAGUUGUUGCACAAGAGGAAACUACUAGUACUGUGGAAAACCAGCCAGUUGAGGAUCCUCCUACAUCAAGGUUCACAUGGAGAAUUGAGAACUUUUCUAGGUUGAAUACAAAGAAGCACUAUUCCGAAAAUUUCAUUGUGGGCGGCUAUAAGUGGCGGGUGCUUAUUUUUCCAAAGGGAAACAAUGUUGAACAUUUGUCUAUGUACUUGGAUGUUGCGGAUUCAUCAAGUUUGCCCUAUGGGUGGAGUAGAUAUGCACAAUUCAGCUUGGCUGUGGUAAAUCAAAUUCAUAACAAAUAUACAGUGAGAAAAGACACUCAACACCAGUUUAAUGCACGAGAAAGUGAUUGGGGUUUCACUUCUUUUAUGCCUCUUAGUGAACUAUACGAUCCAGGUAGGGGUUUUCUUGUGAGUGAUACAUGUAUAGUUGAAGCAGAGGUUGCUGUCCGCAGAGUUGUGGAUUACUGGACAUAUGACUCAAAAAAGGAAACUGGUUAUGUUGGACUUAAGAACCAAGGAGCAACUUGUUACAUGAACUCUCUCCUCCAAACUCUCUAUCAUAUUCCCUACUUUAGAAAGGCUGUGUACCAUAUGCCAACGACUGAGAAUGAUAUGCCAUCUGGAAGCAUUCCUUUGGCUUUGCAGAGUUUAUUCUAUAAGCUUCAAUACAGUGACAGCAGCGUUGCAACGAAAGAGUUGACAAAAUCGUUUGGUUGGGACACAUAUGAUUCUUUCUUGCAGCAUGAUGUGCAAGAACUCAAUAGGGUCCUCUGUGAAAAGCUUGAAGACAAAAUGAAGGGAACUGUUGUGGAGGGCACUAUACAGCAGUUAUUUGAAGGGCACCAUAUGAACUACAUUGAAUGCAUCAAUGUGGACUACAAAUCUACAAGGAAGGAGUCAUUUUAUGACCUUCAGCUGGAUGUCAAAGGUUGUCAUGAUGUUUAUGCUUCUUUUGAUAAGUACGUAGAAGUUGAGCGCCUAGAAGGGGAUAACAAAUAUCAUGCUGAGCACCAUGGAUUGCAGGAUGCUAGGAAGGGUGUCUUAUUCAUUGACUUCCCUCCUGUCCUUCAACUUCAGCUGAAGCGAUUUGAAUAUGAUUUUAUGCGGGACACUAUGGUAAAGAUAAAUGAUCGCUAUGAGUUCCCUCUGCAACUUGAUCUUGAUCGAGAGAAUGGCAAAUAUUUAUCUCCUGAUGCCAAUAGGACUGUUCGCAACCUUUACGCCCUUCACAGUGUUCUAGUUCACAGUGGCGGAGUGCAUGGUGGACAUUAUUAUGCCUUUAUAAGACCCACCCUUUCUGAUCAGUGGUAUAAAUUUGAUGAUGAAAGGGUGACAAAAGAAGACGUGAAGAGGGCUUUGGAGGAGCAAUAUGGUGGUGAAGAAGAGCUGCCCCAGACAAAUCCUGGAUUGAAUAACACCCCCUUUAAAUUUACGAAGUAUUCAAAUGCAUACAUGCUGGUGUAUAUACGUGAAAGUGACAAGGACAAAAUAAUUUGCAAUGUGGAUGAGAAGGACAUUGCUGAACAUCUCCGGGAGAGGUUGAAGAAAGAACAAGAAGAAAAAGAGCACAAGAAAAAGGAAAAAGCCGAGUCACAUCUUUAUACCAUUAUUAAGGUUGCACGAGAUGAUGACCUUGUAGAACAUAUUGGAAGGGAUAUAUAUUUUGAUCUUGUGGAUCAUGACAAAGUUAGAAGUUUUCGUAUCCAGAAGCAGAUGCCUUUCAACUUUUUCAAGGAGGAGGUAGCUAAAGAGUUUGGUAUACCAAUUCAAUUUCAGCGUUUUUGGCUGUGGGCAAAGCGCCAAAACCACACAUAUCGUCCUAAUCGGCCAUUGACACAUCUAGAAGAACAACAAUCUGUUGGACAGUUAAGGGAGAUAUCAAAUAAGGUUCAAAAUGCAGAACUAAAGUUGUUCUUGGAAGUAAAUCUUGGGCCGGAUUUACACCCAAACCCUCCACCUGAGAAGACAAAGGAUGAUAUUUUGCUUUUCUUCAAGCUUUAUGAUCCUGAGAAGGAAGAGCUAAAUUAUGUUGGAAGGCUUUUUGUGAAGAGUACUGGUAAGCCUGUAGAAAUUUUGUCAAAACUGAAUGAAAUGGUUGGUUAUGCUCCUGAUGAAGAGAUUGAACUCUAUGAGGAAAUCAAGUUUGAUCCUAGUGUCAUGUGUGAACCCAUUGAUAAGAAAUUCACAUUCCGAGCUAGCCAGCUUGAAGAUGGUGAUAUCAUUUGCUUUCAAAAAACACCUCCAAUUGAAAGUGGUGAAUCAUUCCGCUAUCCAGAUGUUCCUUCAUUUUUAGAAUACGUGCACAAUCGCCAAGUUGUUCAUUUUCGGUCCCUAGAAAAACCCAAGGAAGAUGAUUUUUGUCUUGAGAUGUCAAAGCUUUUUACUUAUGAUGACGUGGUAGAAAGAGUAGCUCGUCAGCUUGGUUUGGAUGAUCCAUCCAAAAUCAGGCUCACAUCUCACAACUGUUACUCUCAGCAACCAAAACCCCAGCCAAUUAAGUACCGUGGGGUGGACCAUUUGUCUGACAUGCUGGUUCACUACAAUCUGAUUUCGGAUGUAUUGUACUAUGAAGUAUUGGACAUCCCUCUUCCAGAAUUACAAGGUUUAAAAACUUUGAAAGUUGCUUUUCAUCAUGCUGAAAAGGAGGAAGUUGUUAGUCAUAGUAUUAGACUGCCAAAACAGAGUACAGUAGGGGAUGUAAUUAAUGCUCUUAAAACAAAGGUUGAGCUGUCUCAUCCUAAUGCUGAAGUUAGGUUGCUUGAAGUUUUCUAUCACAAGAUCUAUAAGGUUUUUCCUUCAAAUGAAAAAAUUGAGAACAUUAAUGAUCAAUACUGGACACUGCGUGCUGAAGAGAUUCCUGAAGAAGAGAAAAAUCUUGGACCACAGGAUCGCUUGAUUCAUGUAUACCACUUUACAAAAGACACAGCUCAGAACCAAAUGCAAAUUCAGAAUUUCGGGGAGCCUUUUUUCUUGGUCAUCCAUGAGGGUGAAACUCUGGCUGAAGUUAAGGUGCGGAUACAGAAGAAGCUGCUGGUUCCAGAGGAAGAAUUUGCUAAGUGGAGGUUUGCCUUUCUUUCACUAGGUCGCCCAGAGUACCUUCAAGACUCUGACAUUGUCUCCAGUCGUUUUCAGAGAAGAGAUGUUUAUGGUGCUUGGGAGCAGUAUCUUGGACUAGAGCAUUCUGACACUGCUCCUAAAAGGGCUUAUGCAGCUAAUCAGAACCGUCACACAUUUGAGAAGCCGGUAAAAAUCUACAACUAGGAGCAGGAUAAUAAGAAAUAGAAGGAAUGAAUUACCCCCUGCCAAGGUUGACGAACAAUUGGCAGCUCACAACAUCAUUCACUGACUGUAAAGAUGUGGAAAAUGAUGAAAAAGCAAAUGAAGUUUUGAGGGUGAGAACUGAAGCUUAGCAUUGUGGUGAUGAGUGGUGGGGUGUUUUUGAUUUUGUUGGCUAUGUAAUUCUUUCUUCUAGCGUGGAUGGAAGGAGUUUUCCCAUAUCCAGUGUGUUCAAAGUGUGGAUGGACAAAAACCAACUUGAGCUUUUGCUGCUUCCAUAUUUCUGUGGAGAUGGUGGUGUGAGGGUGAUGAUAAGAUCAGUGGCCUUUUUAUCUUUAGAGAAGUAGAAGUUAACAAAGUACAUAAUCAUAAACAAGAUUUUGGACUAGGAAAUGUAUACAGGAUCAGGAUAUAGUGGAUGACUUUUGAGUCAUUUUGUUUUGCCUGACUUUUGAUUUUACUUUAGACGAGUUUAGAAAUUUGGGACAUAUUUCUAGGUGUUUUCUUUUUUUGUGUAAAAGAAACUUGUCCCAGUAAAUCAGCAUUUUAAAAUAAACUGUUGUUCAUGAA
Molecule: messenger RNA, 4155 nt
Organism: Vitis vinifera (wine grape)
Lineage: Eukaryota; Viridiplantae; Streptophyta; Magnoliopsida; Vitales; Vitaceae
Product: ubiquitin C-terminal hydrolase 12
Exons: 32
Coding region: 220-3570 (1116 amino acids)
Biological process (GO): protein deubiquitination; regulation of protein stability
Cellular component (GO): nucleus; cytosol
Molecular function (GO): cysteine-type deubiquitinase activity; cysteine-type endopeptidase activity; protein binding
Source: RefSeq, a predicted model, not a curated record